CCCCACAGGCUGACUGGAAAUCCAGCCGUGAAAGAGAAGGGCUGAUCCCGGACCCCCCGGUGUUCCCGCAGCUGCGCCCCUCCCUGUCCCCAUGGCGACAGGAGGCCAUGCCCCUGAGACAGAUGUGUUGAUCAACCUGCAUCAGGUUUUGUCAGAAGAAGAGACGGUCUCCACAGCAGGACAAGAAGAUGAGGAAUGGGAGGCAUUGUCUGUGGAGAGGUUUGGGGACAUCAUUACUGAGUCUGCCAUCAAUGGCGCAGACAAAAUGGGCCGCAGCUACAAUGAGAAAGACUUUGAGUAUCACCGGCAUACGUUCCACCACACCCACCACCCCCUGUCCACCCACCUCCCCCCGCAGCGUUUCCGAAAGAGGGUGCUCAGUAUGGACCGCCGGCGAAAGAAAAAGAGGAAGAAAAAGAAGACGUCCAUGCCCCCGUCAGAUGUCACGCCCACUAUUCAUGAGGUGGAUGAGGAGGAGGCGGAGUCUGAGACGGAGGGACAGUGCCAAGCAGUCACGCCUACUGAGCCAUCUGAAGAGCUGCCACAGCUCAGUUUGGGAAGUGAGGAGGAUCUGGCGGCCGAUCUCCCUCUCACCAGCUUCCAUAUGGAGAGCGAGAGACCCACGAGCAGUGAGGAGACCCCACCCAGCCCCGCCGGAACGGAGGAGCAGGAGGAAACACCAGAGCGCCCGGAUGGAGGAGAGGAGGAAGAGGUUUCUAACAGGUUUAGCCCAUCUCCAGAACCUGCCAGUAUGACAACACGAGGCUGGUUUCGCAGGAAGCCUGUCCACCGGCUGGCUGGAGCCCAACGGACCAGCUAUGACCUACGAGAACGCAUCUGUAUAGGCAGCAUGACAGCCAUAGAAACCGCGGUGUACCAGAAAGUACCUACAGACGAGGCCGAGGCUCAGAUGCUAGCCAGUGCUGACCUGGAUGACAUGAAAAGUCACCGUUUUGAGGACAAUCCUGGGGUUAGACGUCACCUCGUCAAGAAAUCAUCACGCUGUCAAGUACCACGAACCAGCAAUAGCUCACCUCUGUCCAGUCUGAAGAGGAGGAAGAGGAUGGACAAGAAAACUCAUGAGGUGUUUGUGGAGCUCAAUGAGCUGAUAGUGGAUAAGAACCAGGAGAUGCGCUGGAAAGAGACGGCACGUUGGAUCAAGUUUGAGGAAGACGUGGAGGCAGAGACGGAUCGCUGGGGUAAACCGCAUGUGGCCUCGCUGUCCUUCCGUAGCCUGCUGGAGCUCCGCAGGACCAUCACACAUGAAUUCAACUGGACACUUAACACGGUGUUUGUGGAGCUCAAUGAGCUGAUAGUGGAUAAGAACCAGGAGAUGCGCUGGAAAGAGACGGCACGUUGGAUCAAGUUUGAGGAAGACGUGGAGGCAGAGACGGAUCGCUGGGGUAAACCGCAUGUGGCCUCGCUGUCCUUCCGUAGCCUGCUGGAGCUCCGCAGGACCAUCACACAUGUUUUAUCAAAAUCCUUUCUCUUGUCCAGUCACCCCAAUGAUGAGAAAGAAGGCCUUUUCCAUCGGAACCACUCUGUCAACAGUCUGGGCGGCUUUCGUCACAACCACAAUCACGUUCACGACACCAGCCUGCCCCUGGUAUCCCAGGACCACGAGGAGAUGCACGACAGCAAAGCGGCAGAACAUGAUAAAGAGAAAAGCCUCCACCCUGUCCCAGCUGAGGGACACGCUGCCGCCAGAUCUAUGAAACUCCUGGCAAAGAUUCCCAAGGAUGCCGAGGCCACUGUGGUCUUAGUGGGGUGUGUGGAGUUCCUAGAGAAGCCCGCGAUGGCCUUUGUCCGGCUUAACGAAGCUGUGCUACUCGAGUCCGUUCUGGAAGUCCCCGUCCCGGUUCGGUUCAUCUUUGUGCUGCUGGGCCCCACGCAGACCAACAUGGACUAUCAUGAGAUUGGACGCUCCUUCUCCACCCUCAUGUCUGAUAAGAACUUCCAUGAAGUCGCGUACUUCGCUGAUGAUCGACAGGACCUGCUUAAUGGCAUCAACGAGUUCUUAGACUGCAGUAUUGUAAUUCCACCAUCAGACGUUGAGGGAAAAGACCUGCUGAAGACCGUGGCCUCCUUCCAGAAGCAGAUGCUUCGUAAGCGCAAGGAGAGGGAGCUUAAAAAAUGCGGCAGUACUGUGACGGGAGCUGAGCUGGAGACCAAAGAUGUGAGUACGGAUGAACAGGAUGAGGAGGAUCAGUUUGAUGUUGACCCUCUCAAGCGCUCUGGUAUUCCCUUUGGAGGUCUGAUCCACGAUAUCCGCCGCCGUUAUCCACGCUACAUAAGCGACCUGAAGGAUGCCAUGGACACACAAUGUUUUGCUGCUGUCAUUUUCAUUUACUUUGCUGCUCUUUCACCCACUAUCACCUUUGGAGGUUUAUUAGGCGAGAAGACACAAGGCAUGAUGGGAGUCUCUGAGCUCAUCAUCUCCACGGCGACCGCUCCUGUACUGCCUUCCUUCAAACCCAUAGACCCUCAAGGGCAUAGUGUGAUUGGGAAACCCAUCCUCAACCAGCCAAACACAGCCCUGCUGUCCUUAGUGCUCAUGAUAGGAACCUUCUUUGUGGCCUUCUUUCUGCGAAAAUUUCGUAACAGCAGAUUCCUUGGUGGAAAGGCCAGACGAAUUAUUGGUGAUUUUGGGAUUCCUAUCUCUAUACUCAUCUCUGUGCUGGUGGACUGCACCAUUCCUGAUACAUACACACAGAAGCUGAAUGUCCCCUCUGGUUUCUCGGUCACAUCUCCGGACAAACGGAGCUGGUUUGUCAGCCCGUUUGGAGAUAAACAGCCUUUCCCUGUUUGGAUGAUGGGUGCCUCAGUGAUCCCGGCCCUGCUGGUUUUUAUCCUCAUAUUCAUGGAGACUCAAAUCACCACCUUGAUAGUGAGCAAGAAGGAGCGGCGUUUGGUCAAGGGUUCUGGCUUUCAUCUCGACCUGCUUCUGAUAGUGACUUUGGGAGCUAUCUGCCCACUCUUUGGUCUGCCCUGGCUGACUGCCGCCACUGUGCGCUCGGUGACUCACGUGAAUGCACUGACAGUCAUGAGCAAAGCCACUGCCCCCGGAGAGAAGCCCAUGAUCCAAGAAGUUAAAGAGCAAAGGGUGACAGGGAUGUGUGUGGCUAUCCUAGUGGGGUUGUCUAUAGUGAUGACAGAUGUGCUACGACAUAUUCCUCUGGCUGUGCUGUUUGGAAUAUUUCUGUACAUGGGCAUCACGUCUCUUACUGGUAUCCAGCUUUAUGAGCGAAUCACACUCAUGGUCACACCCGCAAAACAUCACCCUGACCACAUCUAUGUUACCAAGGUGAAGACAUGGCGUAUGAAUAUGUUCACCAUCAUUCAGUUGUUGUGUAUCGCCCUGCUGUGGGUGGUGAAGUCGACUGUAGCCUCUCUGGCUUUUCCCUUCAUCCUAAUCAUGACCGUACCUCUGCGUAGACUCAUCCUGACCAGGAUCUUUGAGGAGAGAGAGCUUGCAGCGUUGGAUGCUGAUGAGGAUUCGCCCAAUUUUGAUGAAGAUGGACGGGAUGAAUACAAUGAGAUCCACAUGCUUGUCUAGAUGCAGGUCACAUGGCUCACCUCUUCACUGACCAAUCGAAUGCAGGUCUCUGGAUAAUGGGAAAGAUGUACGGAAUCGGAAGAACUCUGAUGCACUGCCCGCUUUCAGAAUUAUUUCAUGUGUACUUUGAAAUUUUGUAAACCUCCAUUAUAAAUAGAAUUACAGAUCAUGUUUUGGAUACUAUUAUUAUUUUUCUUUUUUUCUUUUUGUUUUUUUUUCCCUCCAAAAUGUGGCCUACAUGUUUGUCUGCUGCUGCCCAGUGACCUUUGAAUAUAAGAAUAGAUACAAACCGUGCACCCAAAGUGCAAUGAUGGUGAAACUAAUCCAAUAGGUUGGUUCUUACACCCCCUAUUCACCCCAUCCGAAUGCACUGCACCCAUCCGGACCAGACCUACUGCCUGUAGAUCUUAGUUGCCUUGUACUGUACUGUAGGUGUUGACCACAGGGUCUGAAUAUUACAGUAGCACGACCCCUCAGUGCCCUUAGAGUGGUCAGUCAUUUUGCUGUGCAGUUCCGUUGCUUGAAAACAGUAGUGCAGUCCCUUUAGACAUACUUUAUGCAGUAGUGCUAUUACUUUGAUCAAUAUAUUACAAUAAUAAUUAAAAAACAUUGUUUAGCUCUCCAUUUCCCUUCAAAACAGAUUUCCUUCUAAAAGUGCAUUUUAUUUUAUUUUAUUAUUU
This is a messenger RNA of Sinocyclocheilus grahami, 4236 nucleotides long. RefSeq names its product anion exchange protein 3-like. Lineage: Eukaryota; Metazoa; Chordata; Actinopteri; Cypriniformes; Cyprinidae. The record is from RefSeq and is a predicted model, not a curated record. Gene Ontology annotation, cellular component: plasma membrane. Gene Ontology annotation, biological process: monoatomic anion transport; regulation of intracellular pH; transmembrane transport. Gene Ontology annotation, molecular function: solute:inorganic anion antiporter activity; monoatomic anion transmembrane transporter activity.